Molecule: messenger RNA, 1917 nt
Organism: Cynoglossus semilaevis (tongue sole)
Lineage: Eukaryota; Metazoa; Chordata; Actinopteri; Pleuronectiformes; Cynoglossidae
Gene: cd36
Product: CD36 molecule (CD36 blood group)
Exons: 12
Coding region: 246-1655 (469 amino acids)
Biological process (GO): long-chain fatty acid import into cell; lipid storage; receptor-mediated endocytosis
Cellular component (GO): cell surface; caveola; cytoplasm
Molecular function (GO): scavenger receptor activity; low-density lipoprotein particle binding; low-density lipoprotein particle receptor activity
Source: RefSeq, a predicted model, not a curated record
CUCCUCCUUAUGUAACCUCAUUUAUAGGUGGCCCUCUUCAGAGCCCGGUGUCUGCACCUUUACCUGGCCCUCGGCUGCUCCGUCAGCUCCUGUGAAGGUACAGUCUGCCCGUGCUGCCUCACCAACGCAGACAGGCUGCACGUACAGUACUGGGGACUAAUAACAGAGUCAGAAGGAGAGCAGGCUGCCAGGGAGACGCAGAAAAUCAGACGGAGGGAAGGGAAAAAAAAAACAAGCAAACAACCAUGUGCUGCUGUAACAAGGAGUGCGGAUUCAUAUUCGGAGCUGUGGUCGGGGCUGUGCUGGCCGUCCUCGGAGGCAUCCUCAUCCCACUGGGUAACGGCAUCAUCGAGGAUACGGUGAAGAAGGAAGCCGUCAUCGAGCCUGGCACGACGGCGUACGACAACUGGGUUACCACAGGGGCGACUGUGUACAGGCAGUUCUGGUUCCUAGAAGUGAAAAACCCCAUCGAGGUCAUUCAGUACGGGGCGAAGCCGGUGGUCCUGGAGAAGGGACCGUACACGUACAGGACGAGGUUUCUCCCCAAAGAGAACAUCACGUUCAACCCAAAUCAAACGGUCUCCUACCUCCUCCCCGUGGGUGCCAUAUUUGAGCCGUCCAUGUCGGUGGGACCCGAGGACGACAAAGUCACCUCCCUUAACCUGGCUGUGGCUGGAGCCUAUUCCCUGAUCCCUGCAUUGUUCCAUGCUGUCCUGGAGACUAUGAUAAAAAGGAGCAACUCGUCAUUAUUCCAGCACCGUACAGUCAAGGACAUGUUGUGGGGCUACACAGACCCUAUGUUGAAAGACACAGUGGGUGUGUUUGCACCUUACAAUGGCACCUACGACGGCCCCUACACUGUCUUCAAUGGAAAAGACGACAUCUCUAAAGUAGGAGUCAUUGACCGGUGGCAAGGAAACACGAGCUUGUCUUUCUGGGACGACAAGUACUGUGACAUGAUUAAUGGAACAGAUGCCGCCUCCUUCCCUCCCUUUGUGAAUAAAAAGGAGCCGAUCUUUUUCUACUCGUCAGACAUCUGCAGGUCCGUGUCUGCCAGCUUUUGGAAAAGCCUCAAUCUGAAAGGGAUUGAAGUUUACCGUUACAACCUCCAGGAAUCAACCAUGGCCUCCCCCACGGUCAACCCAAACAACAGGUGCUUCUGCAGGAACCCAAAGACCACCAAGAACUGCACCAUGGCUGGAGUUCUGGACAUCAGCUCAUGUCAAGAGGGAAAACCAAUCUACAUCUCUAUGCCGCACUUCCUGUACGGCAGUCCAGACCUGCACCAGAGCGUUCUAGGACUCAGUCCCAGUGAGGAACACCAUAACACCUUCCUAGACGUGGAACCUACAACUGGAUUCACCCUGAGGUUUGCGAAGAGAAUUCAAAUAAAUAUGGUCUAUGGGCCGUCAAAACAAAUCACGGUCCUGAAGAAAAUCAAGGAUUACACCAUAUUCCCUAUCGUUUGGCUGAACGAGACGGCUACGCUGGAUGACGAAACAGCCGACAUGUUCAAGGAGGAGCUCACGUCCCGCAUCCAGAUGCUGGAGACUCUACAGCAGGUGCUGCUGGGCGUGGGUUUGGCCCUGUUCGUCCUGAAUCUCAUCUCCUACUGCGUGGUGAGGACGAACAGAAACAAAAGGAACAUGGUGUGAUUGUCUGUAAAAGCGUGUGUUGGAGCGGCUACAGGACGUAGCGACGUCUUUGACAGAGACUUGCACUUUUUUGUAAUCGUAGUGUUAUUUAAAAUGUUAUUUCCUUAAAUAAGAACAAUGGGAAAACUGUGAUUUUUCUGUAAAGCUGGAGAUUUCUUUUUUGGGGUGAAGCCAUGGUUUUAUUUCAAGUGCAAACACUGUAACUGUAACACAAUCAGGGAUUUCUCAUAGGAGAGAAAGUGGAGAUUAUCUUUUGGGGGUG